Messenger RNA from Exophiala mesophila, 1263 nucleotides. RefSeq lists its product as uncharacterized. The coding region runs from base 1 to 1263 and encodes 420 amino acids. Lineage: Eukaryota; Fungi; Ascomycota; Eurotiomycetes; Chaetothyriales; Herpotrichiellaceae. The transcript has 2 exons. The record is from RefSeq and is a predicted model, not a curated record.
AUGGCCAACACUUGCCUUAUCCUCCUUGUCCUGUCUUUUCUUGUUGCCUUCACCGCAGCUGCGCCAGGUAGGCUGCUCCGCGACGACGCAGCCGAUCUCCAUCGAGAUGUGGACAAUUAUUUCACCAGACACAAUCGCCUCCUCUGCACCACCAAGAGGUGUUUGUUUGGCCAUGCAACUCUUGACUGGCUGACAUUCACUUGCAUCUGCCCAGAUUGGAGUCAAGACCUGUUGAUCCAUCCUUGUUUGACCACAACCUGCGACAACACCGUGAAUCCCGUGUACUCGAUCCUCGAUGAUGCUUGUAUUUGUGAUUCAAACCAGAAUCUUGGAAUUGAUGGGGUUGAGAUCGACGACCUACCCAACCCCACGUCUCCGUCAAUCCACCUUCAACCUCGCCAGCAGCCUGAGACUAGCUGGAACAAAAUCGACGCACCAAUCCCUUCCUACCUCCCGCCUCCGAAAGAGCCUACUACCCCCGAACUCUUGAACCAGUCUCUCAAUGUCCAACCGCAAAAUACUGCAACUAUCAGCUCCAUCAUCCCUGACUUCAACCUGGGUAUCUUCCAUAUCUUCCUUCAGCUCAAUGGGUUGGUCGCCGAUCUUCUGGCGGUCAAUGCUAGCGUGAAUCUAGCCUGUGCAUCCAUUGGUCUAACUGACCCUCAGCCCAACCUUGCCCUUGUGCCCAAAUUUGUCAAAGAUGGACAGGGCGCCCCUCAAACUCUAAUCGCCGAUUGUGAAGUCAUUGCUGUCAACAUGUAUACCCCGGAAGUUGUCACCUGUUGGGUUCAAAAAUUGUCCGAUGGAACCAUCUACUCGGUACUCGCAAGCAACAAGGUGCUCGAUAUCAACAAGAUGGACCUCGGCCUCAGUGUCGCUCUUGAAUGGGUUGUCCUCCAACCAACACACAAGCGUGCUCCUUCAAUAUGGCCAAGCAACACAAAUUAUGUCUUGCCGCAGAAGCGUCAGAUCUUUGCCGCUCACUGUGGUCUUCCUUGUCCCUUCUAUCACAUGCGUAUGAUCCAAGGCACCGAUGGUUAUUGUGGUUGCAUGUUCAAGGGGGCCGAUGAAGAGUUUCGAUUAGACCGCCGGACCAUGACCGAGCCAAAUGUCCAUACAGCCAUCAUGACCGAGGAGGCAUGUUCAGCCAUGACGUGCUUCCGUGCAAGUCACAAGGCUGCCAUCUUCAACCCCUUCACCCGGACCUGUUCGUGUGUCAGCGACCCACCCAUUGAGUCCAUUCCUAGUGCAUGGAUCGGCUAG